GUACUAUUUCAUUACUUUACUAAUUUCAAUUUUUAUUAACUCAUUAUUCAUUUUAACAGGUUGAUGGAACUUUCCUUACUGGGAAGUAUAAAGGAACUCUUCUUAUUGCCACUGGGGUUGAUGGAAAUUUAAGUAUUUUUCCCUUAGCAUUUGCAUUAGUUGAAGGGGAGAACAACCUAAGUUGGGCAUGGUUCUUUGACCAGCUACACGCCCACGUCACACAAAGAAUGGGUAUUACAAUUAUAUCGGAUCGACAUGCCGGGAUUAAACACGCCGUCCGUGGUUUCCCGGACGAAUGGGGAUGGACAUGGCGUUGGUGUAUUCGUCACUUCCUAGCCAAUUUCCAACACAAAUUUGGCAAGAAGAAAGACAUAAGAGAUCAAUUGUGGAGUGCAGCCGUUGCACAUCAACCAAAAAAGUACGAGCAGAAGAUGAAGACGAUCCGUCAAAUACACCGGGCGGGAGCAGUAUGGGCAGAAGGUCAAGAUCUGCACAUGUGGACAUUUCACAUGGACAACGGGGCUAGAUUCGGAAUUGCAACUACCAACCAUGGGGAGAGCAUAAAUGGAGUCUACAAGGGCAUUAGG
This is a messenger RNA of Linum tenue, 587 nucleotides long. The record is from the annotation of a GenBank genome assembly. NCBI's taxonomy places the organism in Eukaryota, Viridiplantae, Streptophyta, Magnoliopsida, Malpighiales, Linaceae.